AUGUCUGACAUCGAGGCCCUGACCAAGGAGAACCGCAAGCUGUCGGCCAAGCUCGAGGCUCGUGAUGCCGAGCUGAAGAAGCUCCGUGCCGAGAACCGCGAGCUGAAGCUGCGGCCGCCGCCGCGGACGUAUGUGGAUGCGGAUGACGAGCGUGAGGCCAACGCGUGGCGCGAGAAGGCCAACAACCUCCUGACCCUCCUCGACAACCUCCAGCACGACAUGCAGGACGAUCUGCUCAACCUGGAGGCCGAGACACUGCAGCCGGGCUCGUCGACGCUCUCAACGCCGGCUAAGGGCUCGUCGUCGACGCUGGUGGCGUCGACGGCCAAGACGGCAGAGCCGGCGGCGGAGCCGGCCGAGGCUGCGUCCCCGGCGCCGCGGUCCGGCCGCAAGCGCAAGGAGCGGUCGGAGCGGACCAAGUCGCCCGAGCCACUGUUCGCCGAGCCUGCCGCCGAGUCUGCCGCCGCGGCCGACGCCGACGCUGCCGACGCCUCGCUCGACGCGCUGACCAAGGCGUACAAGGACCUUGGCGCCGCCGCCAAGUACAUCCACCAGCGCUACCGCGAGGUCAAGGAUGGCGUUGCCGACAACGCCACGGCCAAGAACAUCUGGGCCGACAACUCGGACCCCAUCAAGCACUCGGCCAAGGCCGCCAAGGCCGUCGCCGGCCACCGCGACGAGCCCAUCGACUUUGGCUCGGCGCCCUUUGCAGACAAGACCCUCGAGGUGACCAAGGCCGCCAAGGAAUGGGCAGAGUCGGUGCGCAAGAUUUACUCGCAGGCCGGCGACCAUGCCUCGGCCCUCAAGGCCGGGGCGAAGGCCCUUCACUCGUCCGCCCGCAAGCUCGGUAGCGCUGCCGCCGACUUUAACGCCUCGGACGCCGCCUCGGUCGAGCUCGUCACCACCCAUGCCAACGCCGUUGCCGCCAACCUCAAGACCCUCAUGGACGCCGAAGCCGACUGGCUCCUCUCCAUGUAACCACCUUCCUGUGUGUAAACACCGUACUUGAGC
This is a messenger RNA of Thecamonas trahens ATCC 50062, 1011 nucleotides long. RefSeq lists its product as uncharacterized. Lineage: Eukaryota; Apusomonadida; Apusomonadidae. Bases 1 to 978 code for a protein of 325 amino acids. The record is from RefSeq and is a predicted model, not a curated record. The transcript is spliced from 3 exons.